Lathyrus sativus (Indian pea) is the source of this 582-nucleotide messenger RNA. NCBI's taxonomy places the organism in Eukaryota, Viridiplantae, Streptophyta, Magnoliopsida, Fabales, Fabaceae. The record is from the annotation of a GenBank genome assembly.
AUGUUGGCCAAGAGACUAACCUCCUUCCUUAAACUGUCCCCUAAACCUAAAAUUUCCAGUGCCGUGAAGGAUGCGGAUGAAAAACAGGGUAAAUAUUUCGCACGUAAGGCAGUGUCGUUUGUUUUGAUUACUAUUACUGGUGGUGUUGCUCUGAGUGCUCUUGAUGACCUUUCUAUCUAUCAUGGUUGUAGCAGCAAGGCCAUGGAGGAUGCAAGCAAGAACCAGGCAAUAAUAGAUGCCAUUGGAGAACCAAUUAUUAAAGGUUCAUGGUACAAUGCAUCUCUUGCAGUGGCUCACAAGAGGCAAUCCGUAUCUUGCUCAUUUCCCGUUUCUGGACCCCUAGGCUCAGGGGUCUUACAGCUGAAGGCAGUCCGCAAUGGAGAUGACUCUUGGUCUUCUUUUUUCCUUCCUCGUGAUUGGGAAAUUUUAAUGAUGGACGCGCUCCUCCACGUACCUGGGAACGAGGAGAAGCAUCAGACAUUACGGAUUAAUCUCUCACCCAAGUUGUCUCCUUCUAUUGCUUGCACCGACUGCGUAGCUUGUCCAUCCGAUAGAUCAGAGGCAAAGUUGAGUUCCAAUUAA